Mustela lutreola (European mink) is the source of this 6162-nucleotide messenger RNA. It is a transcript of the gene RPP25, whose product is annotated as ribonuclease P and MRP subunit p25. The coding region runs from base 558 to 1199 and encodes 213 amino acids. The record is from RefSeq and is a predicted model, not a curated record. Lineage: Eukaryota; Metazoa; Chordata; Mammalia; Carnivora; Mustelidae. Gene Ontology annotation, cellular component: ribonuclease MRP complex. Gene Ontology annotation, molecular function: RNA binding. Gene Ontology annotation, biological process: tRNA 5'-leader removal. The transcript has a single exon.
AGAGGCGCCAGCAGGCCUCUCGGAAAACCCUCCUUGAGAGGCGACAGAGGCGGCCAACGCGCAAGGGCUCGGGGACCCGGCUUUAAACAGCUUUUGCAUCGCAAACACAGUUUUUAUUUAGGUCGCCCGUUUAUGAUGGUUGGCUCAGGGAGGGCAGAUGGCGAUUGUAGGGGAACUUCGCCCGGCAGGUCACCCCCUGGCUGCCACUACACAUCUCGGAACGCAAGGUUCCCUGGCCCCGGUGGCUAGACUCGGGCGGGACUGGAUCCCGGGAGCCGGCAGAGGCUAGGACGGGGGCGGGCCAAGCUGAGUUAGGGGCGGAGCCUGACGGUAGGGGCGGGGGCUUCCAGGCUCCCAGGCGGGGCCUCCGCUAAAGGCGCGGAGCACCCGGCGCCGAGAGCGCGGCGUAGAGCAGCGCCCGCUGGAGUGAAGUCGGAGACGAAGAUCGCGCCGUCCCAGCCCUCCCGCCAGCGUCCACGCCGCUCCCGCACCCUUACCCCUGCCGGCCCUUGCCGGCGCGACCGGCGGCCAUGCAGCCUCAGGGCUGAGGCGGCCCCAUGGCGAAGCCAGCGUCCCCGAGGUCCGGGCAACGACGGCGCAUGGAGAACUUCCGUAAGGUGCGCUCGGAGGAGGCGCCGGUGGGGGGUGGGGCCGAGGGGGGCGGCCCAGGCUCCAGCCCCUUCGCGGACCUGGCGCCUGGUGCUGUGCACAUGCGGGUCAAAGAGGGCAGCAAGAUCCGGAACCUGCUGGCUUUCGCCACUGCCAGCAUGGCGCAGCCAGCCACGCGCGCCAUCGUCUUCAGCGGCUGCGGUCGGGCCACCACCAAGACCGUCACGUGCGCUGAGAUCCUCAAGCGCCGCCUGGCGGGCCUGCAUCAGGUCACGCGGCUGCGCUACCGGAGCGUGCGCGAGGUGUGGCAGAGCCUCCCGCCUGGGCCCACACCCGGUCAGAAGCCUGGCGAGCCGGCCGCCAGUCUCAGUGUACUUAAGAAUGUGCCCAGCCUCGCCAUCCUACUUUCCAAGGAUGCACUGGAUCCGUGCCAACCCGGCUACCAGCCCCCGAGCUCCCAUCCUGGACCCUCGUCCCAGACAGCUGCACCAGCGUCCAAGAGGAGCCUAGGGGAACCUGCGGCUGGAGAAGGCUCUUCGAAGAGGUUACAGCCUGAGCCAAGCGCUGCGGAAGAGGACCAGACGGCCUGAGAGCUCGUGGGUCUGGGCCACGUAGACACGCUGGAUCUCACCCCGAGGGCCUCGACCUUGAGACGCAUCUCCAGCCUUUCACGCCUCGGUGCUCUGGAUAUAGCUCCUCAGACGGUCAGCAUGGACCCCAAGGCAACGAGAGGGACCCCAGGGAAGCUUCGUUCCACCACUUGUGUUGUCUGAAGACGCAGAACUCCACCUUCAGCUUUUCUGAGCCAUGCUGGAACCUUCUUCAGGGAGGGAGUGGUGGACCAUGGGACUCCUGAGCCUUGCUUAGGACCCCCAAGGGUUAAAGGCAUGCAGUAGUCAUGAGUUCCCCCCCACCCCGGGUGUAACCUUAGGAGAGCUCUUGGAAUCAUCUCCACCAUUGACUGGUUGAGGGCAAGGGGUGAGAAAAGGACUGCUUGAAGGCAAGGGAGUCUGAGUUGAUGGGGGUCUGUUCUGCCCCUCACCUGGGGAGACUGCUAUCUUCCUAGUUUUCCUUACCCUGCUAUCAAGGAGCAUCUUGAGACGAGGUGCAGGGCCACCUCUAUGGGCUCUAGCUCUUUUAACAACCCUCUUUCCCACUGGCCCAGAAGGAGAGACCCAGGACAAAACUCUUCGCCUUCUCUCCUGAGUCUCAGAGCUGGAGUCGUGCUUCUAAUAAAACAAACACAAAAAUGGCUCUGGCCCUAGGUUUCUUCUUUAGCACUUAACCUAUAUGGAAACUGCUUUGGCCUGCCCUGCUAUGUCUCAGUCCCCUCCAGCCUGGAGACUUUGGCUUUUGGAGUCUUCACAGUCAGACACAGAGACUGGACAGCUUCAAACUGGUACGAGAAGCACAUUGCCUGCUCCCUGGCUUCUCCCUCUCCCAGCCUUCCCUUUCUGGCUCUAGUCUCAGGGGCUCGGGGCCAGAAGGGGGGGCCUUUGUCCCAUGGUGCAUUACCACUGAGGGAAAGGGAGGAGCACCUUGCCUUUCUGAGAAGGAAGAAAGGAAGGCAAGCACCAGUGAACUCUCCGGUGGGGGAGGGGUCACUGCCAAGGGAGGCACACCCCACUGGGCUCCCUAAACCUGCAGCCUCCUGCCAAUUGACAGCCGUAUCCAGAAAGCUGGCACAAAACCUCUCAUCACCAUCCGUAGGAUCUCCCCUUCACUUCUCUCUCUCUCAGAAAGGACAGCACACCCUUGGGAGAGGGGGAGGAGAGAGACCGAGCACAAAUCCACUGCUGGAAAUUACUAUUCAGCAGAGAAGCUGGAACUUGGGCUGUGAAUCACUGCAGGCUCUCCCUGAUAAGCUGCUGCCUCCAGCCCUGCACAGCUGUCUGUUAAGAGAUAACAGCCUCAAAAGCCUCUCAGUCCAAGUCGAAGUCAGCUGGGGUGGGGGUGGGGGAGGAGUGUUGUGUGCUGGAAGGACUCUAGUUGGUAAGGGUGGGAGGUGGCAUCUAACCCCAGGAUGUCAGAAACACACCCUACCACAUGCAACUCAACGGCACCUCUGGAAAGGAGAUGGGGGAGGAUUUAAGUGACUUUGCUGGCAGAACUCUGAAAUAAAUCAGGGACAAGAGGUGAGUUUCGGCCGCUGACAGGAGGGGCUCUUUAGGGAAUUCUCCCCUUGAGCCCUGUCAUCCAGAGUCCAGCACCAUUUGCUUUUCCUAAUUUCUUGUUCUUGAAUCCCUGCAAAGGGCCAGGGGGGUUAUGUGCGCUUGUUCGACUCUCAUGGGUGGUCCAAGAAGGUUGGAAAAAAUGCACUAUCCUGACAGCUAAGGUGCCCUGGGCUGGUCCUGGGCAUGUGCAUCUGAAGAAAAUGAUAAAAUUCUUGAAAAAGGUCCUGCAUGAGAGAUGCUUAUAGAAGACUGGUCUUGGUUCUAGAAAAGGGCCACCUUUCCAAAACCAGGAUCUGAAAUUCUGAGUGCCUGGUCACAAGGGCCAUGCAGGCAGAAUCUUGUCAGGGAGGGAAGGCUGCAGAGGCGUUCUUUUCUUGCUGGUGGGGAUCAGAUUAAGUCCCUUUCCUGCCUAGAAAUUCAUCCUGCGGUAUGGGGAGGAGAGGGCCUUGCUUCCCUACCUUCAGAGCAUUAACCUGCCCUGAUGAUGGGCUGAGCUCCUGCCUCCGAUGCCAGAAGGCAGGUUAUGAAACACUUUCCUUUCUGCACCCCCCCCACUCCACCCCAGCAGGUUCUGUUCCCAGGCUUUUGAUAGGUGCUCAUGGUGCCAGCACCCAUGGGCACCCUAUCCCUGCCUACAGAUCCUCCGGCCCUGCUGAUCCAGGAGCAGGCUCCAAAGGAAGGACCCAUAUUCCUAUACAUCCCCACCCCCAGGACUGAGGUGGGAACCUGAGAAGUGCUGGAAUAAGGCAGUGAGGUUAGGGGGGUAGUUGGCUACAGAGGCACCUCAGGGAUGGCUCCCUGACUGCAGGGCAGAGCAGGAGGGAGGGGAAGCUGCUCUGUGAGACCCCAUCUUUCCAAUAGUGACCUCUAUCCAGGAGCUUUCUGGGCCCUGCCUGGGGGCACCUGCAGGCUAGGGGUGGCAGUGAAGGCUCACACCCACGAAAUUGUCAGGUCACGCCAUCAAUUUGGGAGCAUAUACGUGUAUAUAUAAUCCAAGACUGGAGCGUGGGUUAGAUGGGCAGUGGAUUUUCAGCAAGUCCUUAAGGGACUUCAUUGUUGUUGUGCCAGAUCCUAGUCUAGGCACACGGUGGAGCUGGGAAGCAGGGAUGCUGAUGGAGGUGGUUCCCCAAGUAUCAGAAGGAGGUAGCCAGCAGAACAGGACUGGACAGGCAGCCCCAAGUAGAGCAUAGAGAGGGGAUACUGUGUCUGGUGUUGCGGCACCCACAGUGUCUGAAGGAUACCCGGCAAGAGGCAGGUGGGGUUGGAGUACCAAGUCGGAGCCAGGUCACUGAGAGCCUCCAUGAAGUAAGUGGGAGGCCAGUGGGAGCCAUGGAGUGCCCCAGUUUGAUUGGCAUUUGAGAAGUAUCCCUCUGACACUUGUGUUGAUGGGUGGUGGAUUGGAAGGAGCCUGACUGGAUCCCCAAGGACACAAGGAGGUAAGAGAUGGUGUUACAGGAUUUCUUCUCCUCUGGGGCCUGUGGUUCUUGGCCAUGCCACUUCCAAGAAUGAAGGGAUAGAUCAGGCAGAGUAGUGGGCAGUAGAGCAGGUUUAUUGAAAGACAGCACAUUGGGGCUCCUGGGUGACUCAGUGCGUUGGGCCUCUGUCUUCGGUUCAGGUCAUUAUCCCAGGGUCCUGGGAUGGAGCCCUGCGUCCUGGGUCGGUCAGCGCUCUGCUCAGCGGGGAGCCUGCUUCCCCGUCUCUCUCUCUGCCUGCCUCUCUGCCUGCUUGUGAUCUCUGUCUGUCAAAUAAAUAAAAUCUUAAAAAAAAAAAAAAGAUGAAUAUAAAAUAAAAAGAAAGACAGCACAAAGCUCCCAAGGAGGAAGGGGACCCAAGAGAGUUGCCUUCGGGGUUUCUAAGUCUAGGGGGUUUUAUGGGCUUGUUAGUGGGCUGUUUUCAUCUGAUUAACCCUCCCUGUGCCUGUCAUCCAAACAUGGGAAAGGGUGGAGGGCUCCUUCCAAGCUGGUGUAAUCCUUUCAAGGAGUUCCCUCUUAGAGCAGGGGACCCGUGUGGCUGCCUGCCUUCCAACUAUCCUUCAUCCAUGGGACCGUGGUACUAGGGAAGGAGAUGGAGACAGAUUUGAGAGCUACCCAGGCUAGGUAGGAUUUCACAACCAUUAUUGCCAGAUCAGAGUGGGGCUUCUUGUGGCAUUAACCCUACCCUGGCCAAGGCCUGGCUUGCUUUCUUGGCAUACCAGGGGACACGCUAUGUAAGGUUGAAACAAUAAAGCCUUUGGAGAGGAGGAGAUCCACAGUUUCAAAUUGGUAGAAGCUUUAGGAGCUGUUGUCCAUUGGCCAUGAGUCUGCCAGGGCAUGUUCACUGCACAGUAUGGGGAAAUCCUGGGUAAGACCCUCUCCCACCCUUAUCCCUCAACAGGAACCUCCCCAUCCCUCCAUCUCCCAGCCUCUUCCCCAUUAAUCCUGUACUUUGGGGCUGUUACUGUGCCCACACCGCUAGGGGUGCUCUAGUCCCCUCUAUUCCACUAAGAUGUUGCAACACCUCCAGGUCUCCCAAGAGAAGGAUAAUUGAUAAAAGAAAGGGGAAGGAAGGAAUGAAGGGAGAGAGGCAGGAGAAGUGAAGAAGGAAGGAAAGAAAGGAGAAAAUACAGCCAUAGGAGGGUCUCCUUGGUGACAUCAGGUUUUUCUUAGAGCACAAAUCUUUGUAAUUGUGCCCUCAUUAGUGUGUUCCUCUGGUUAUCAGUUACCCUAAAAUCCAGAAGCCAUGUUUGAAUGGAUCCUGCCUGCCUUACUUCCCCACCCAAUUCUUGGCACAUAGGAAGCCCACAGAGCUAUUGACUGAAUAAAUAAAGUCUGGUUGAGCCAGAUUUAUGAAUUAUUCUAAUGCCAUAUCAAAGUCCUUACCUGCCAAGGACGGUGGCCAGAUCUUUCCCUGUGCCCACCAAGCUUCUCUUCCCAUCUGGACCCUUAGGUUCUACCUGCUUUUAGAAAUGAAUCAUCACCAUAGUGAUUGGAAUUUUAUGCCUGGCAUGAGGAUUCUGGUUUUGUGUGACACCUGCUGAUUAUCAUAGAUACAAUCAUAGAUAUGGUGGGUUGAAGUGUGUACCUGUGAAUGUGACCUUAUUUUGAAACAGGGUCUUUGCAUAUGUAAUUAAUAUGUAAGAAGAGAUCAUACUGAAGUAGGUUGGGUCCUUAACCUAGUAUGACUGUGUCCUUACAAAAAGAGGAGAAGAGACAGACACACGGAGAUGAACAACAUGAGAGGAUGGAGACAGAUUGGACUUAAACAGCUGCAAACGAAGGAAUGCCAAGGAUUGCCAGCAAACAGCAGAAGCUAGGAAAAAUGCAUGGUCCUGCCGAUAUCUUGCUUUUGGAUUUUGAACAUCCACACCUGUGAAAAAAUAAAUUGCUGUUGCUUUAAGUCA